Molecule: messenger RNA, 303 nt
Organism: Rhagoletis pomonella (apple maggot)
Lineage: Eukaryota; Metazoa; Arthropoda; Insecta; Diptera; Tephritidae
Exons: 1
Source: RefSeq, a predicted model, not a curated record
UGCACGACUCCACCGGCAAGAUCACUUCGGGGAUACUCAAUGGCAACAUAAAUCAGCUGGGUGAUUUCGACCAGUGUCUAGGCAUCAGCGCCACCACUGGUGAUGCAACAGCAGCUAACGGCGAUGACGGUGAAGAAAUCAAAGGACAAUAUUGCCUGGCCUAUGCGCAGCCAGUUUUGCCACAUAAAUCGAAGCGUUUGCGCACAUUCUUCAAACUAAUGCAAUCACAUGGACCAUUCAAGAGUGAAUUCAAUGAUGUAAGUGCAUUUCUCUCAAUUAGCAAUUCAAUUAUCAGAUAAUAUA